AUCAGCAGUCCACAGAGCCACAACAAAUACAGGGUACAACAUGUCAUCUGCAUCUUUCCAAGGAAUAGUACGCCCUUUUGUAAUUGCAGUUCUUUUACUGGGUUGUUUUGGGAUUUUAUUUUAUACUUAUUUCAAGAUGCCCACAAGCGAGCGGGCAAGUCCAGCACCUGCACCAAUGUUGAAAUACCAGAAUAAUGGUUCCAAUGAGGAACAAGAGGAUCAAGCCGAGAUUCCUGUUUCUAAAAAGGAAGAAGACCAGAAUAUUGUUUCCAAACAGGAUGAAGCGGAGAUUCCUGUUUCUAAAAAGGAUGAAGACCAGAAUAUUGUUUCCAAACAGGAAGAAGCGGAGAUUGCUGUUUCCAAAAAGGAAGAACACCAGACUAUUGUACUAAUCUGGAUGUGGCCAUUUGGCAGUGCCUUUGAUCUCAACUCCUGUAGUGCUCUGCUUAACAUUGAUGGCUGUCACCUAACAGCAGACCGAAACAUGUACAGCAAGUCAGAUGGGGUUAUCUUCCAUCACAGAGACAUUAGCUGGGAUUUAUCCAACAUACCACAAUCACAGCGCCCAUCAUUCCAAAAAUGGGUGUGGAUGAACCUAGAAUCCCCCACAAAUACAGGAAGGAAUCCUGCUCUCAAAAGCCUGUUCAAUUUGACGAUGAAUUACAGGCAGGAUGCUGAUAUUGUAAUGCGUUAUGCGACAAUUGUUAAAACUGAGGAGAAUAACUUCAAAAUACCAAGCAAAAACAAGUUGGUGUGCUGGAUUGUGAGCAACUGGAACCCAAGUUACAGAAGAGUGGCGUACUAUUAUGAGUUGAAGAGACACAUUGAUAUAAAUGUCUAUGGACGGGCCUUUGGAAGACCACUCAGAGGUGAAGACUUUGAUGCCACAAUUGCCAGCUGUAAAUUCUAUCUGUCAUUUGAGAACUCAAUCCACAAAGACUACAUCACUGAAAAACUGUACAACCCAAUGUCUGUUGGCACAGUGCCAAUUGUUCUCGGGCCAUCAAGACAGAACUAUGAGGACUUUGUCCCAGGUGAUUCCUUCAUACAUGUAGAUGAUUUUCCCUCCCCCCAAAAGCUUGCUGAGCACAUCCGGUUCUUAGACAAGAACGAAGACAUGUACCAACGAUACUUACAUUUUCGUAAACAAUUCGAAGUAAAGAAGUAUGAUCCAUUUCUCGUAGGCACAUGUCUUACCUGUAAUUAUAUUAGGGCACACUUCAAUGAAUACAAAGUUAUCCAUGACCUUAACACAUGGUUCUGGGGAUGAUAAAAAGCACAAUAUGUGGAAUUUGGUGAAAGCUGUCUUUUUACCACACACCACGGUUGUGGAGUGAAGAACGUCCAUUCCUCAUCUUUUUUCAUUAUUUUUGAAUGUCAAAAUAUUUAUAAAAAUGUGGCACACAAAAUAACUACCGGAGUUUAGCAUAAUUUAAGUUAAUUUGCAUAAUAUUAUUAAUUUGCCUCUUAUGUUGACAUGAGGGGUAUGUAAAAGUAUAGGAGGGGGAAAACUAUGUACUCAUGGAUGGAAUAUAUAAUGUGGUCAGGGAUGGUGAAUUAUUACGGAUCUGCAAGUGUCUGGAUCACAGAGGGGCCACCAGAUACUGGAUAGUUUCACAAGAUUGCCUUAUGUAUGCCAUACAUUGUAAUAGCACUUAGGUACAGUUAUUGUAGUACUUGAGGUAUUCUCUUCCAGGGUUCAAGUUGUAUCUAUGUGAUCAUGCUAGGACUCGGAACUGUACUGUCCUCUAGGGUCCUCAUCACAGUUGUCCCUGGGUUCGAUUUGCACUUCAUUGUACAUCGUUCUGGAUAAGAGCGUCUGCUAAAUGCCUGUAAUUUAAUGUAAUGUAAUAAGAUCAUGCACUGUCAUACAAAGCACCUUACUAUCACUAGAUUACUGGGAGUAUACUAUGCAGUUUCUCUUUUCCUAGAGGAGAGAGCGGUUUCUUAUUGGUGGGUCAGGGUGUCACAGACCUCUUCCUGCCCAGAACUGAAUUAGGAAAACUAAGAGAAUUGUGCAAUGUGGAAGGGUUGCUCAGGAUUACAUCUAAGGGAAGUCCAAAGAAACAUUUUUUUUUUUGUAAAUAUGUUUAUUUGCAAUAGCCAGCAUGUCAUCCUGUGGUCAGCAAUAGGCAUUCUACUCAUAUUAAUUCAUCAUGUGUUCAUCACUGACAUGUUGACUCACCCUGUGUUUAUAGUCCUUAAAUUUGUGUUUCAAAAUAUGCAGUUGACGGGCCGGCACUCUGUACCAAAACAUCGUAUAGCUGUCCAAUAAUUUCAUUGGUUGAAAAUUGCCACAGCAAAUGACGUUUCAACAUCAGCGUGUUCACAGAGAAGGGUUGGGAUAAACAGUGUUGUUGUUUGAGUGGGCUUGUUGCUGCAAUUCCUCCCUUGACCGUAAGUCUGAAAUUACCUAUUGUACCUUUAAUUUAUACCGCCAUUGGACAUAAUUAUAUCACCAGAUUUUUGAGUUCGGACGAUUUCAAAUUUUUUUCUCAAAAUACUAAUGCGGUGCCUAAUGUCCAGAGCAAUGUCUGAAUGCUAUUAACUCCCACCUUCCAGCAUACAAGCUAUGGCUUUGAUUAAAUGAUCGCGGCUGAUGGAAACACCCAAAGUCACUUCAGAAAAUGACUUAUCUGGUGCGUGACGUCACAGCGGGAACACACGCAGCUGUUGUAUACCUUUAUGUUGAAAAUAUUGUCAGCAUUGAAAUAUUUAUUUCUGAAUCAAAUGAAAUUUGCAAUAACUUGGAUGACUCGGAUUCUGAAGAGGCAAAAGAAGACAUAAUCGCUGAACCUGAUACGGCAAUACAUCCAUUCAGGUUUGAGCCAGAAGUAAUAUUACAUGGAUCGGAAUCAGAGGAGUUGGAGGAUUCCCACAACCGAAGUCCAUAUCGGCGAUACAGACUGGCCAACCUUUUAUUUUCACUAAUAUUGUUUUCUCUGUUUUGCUACACUGUCUAAUUGUAGUAUUCACGAUUAUAAAUAUAACAGCCCUUUAAAUACUUAUACAUACAAUUAUAUGAUGGCAUAGGCAAUGGGACACCUCACAUGUAGGGCAAGCUAACAUUAGCUUAUAGUUGGGCUAAGUUGCUAAUAAUAGCCAUCUUGUUGAUUAAUCAACUAUCCGGCAUUCAGGCAAGUUAGAUAAGUGGAGAUUCUUUCAUAACUUGACCCCGCAACUCCAAUGUUUCCAUUUAACAUUACAUGAAGAAAUAUCACUCCACACAUAAGCUACAUGUUGACUCAAGUGCUUUAUACAGCAUUGCAUCAAUUUAAUGAAGACAGUUUCACUAAGAUUUAGAGGCUAUGGUUAGCUGGAGGCUAGCUAUAGCGGCAGUUUUGACUGUCUUGCUGGCUAGCUAGCUAACUUUUAGUUAGCUUUGCAUUGGGGAUAACGUUACAGAAUAUCCAGCUGCAGGGUUACUCAGCUGGAUCAAGUAGGGAGCGGCCUGUAGCAUAGUGGAUAAGGUAAUUGACUGGGACGCGGAAGGUCGGUGGUUCAUGUGACCAUGCUCUAGCAGGUGUGUAUUAUAAAGGGGUGGGAAUGUUGUUCAAGAGAACAGGAUAAAUGCAAUGAAAAUACACUCUGUAUAGGAUGUUGGUGUUUAACCAGCUUGAUUCAGUCAUGGAGAGUAAAGGUAUUUAAAUUACCUACCCGGAAUUCAAAGAGAAACAGGUUCUAUUAUUGCUUGUAGGACAGACUGAUAGGUUGUUGAUAGGUUACAGACUUCAGGAAGUCAUGGCAUGCAAAGCAUAUGCAACCAAAUACAAAACAUGAUCAUUUUAUUUGACAUGAUGUUAAUUUGUCUUAAACAUUGAAAUCCAUGCAAUAAUUACUACAUAGUGGAACAUGUAGAACAUAGUGGAAUACGUACAAAAAUACACUUUAAUUAAUGCUGAGAAUCUACACUUUGACCACAUAUGAAUUGUUUGAUUACUAACAGAAAAUAAAAUAUGAAUAGGAAAAUGGUUUCACACCCACAUGUGAACACCCAAAUGUGAAAAUACACGUGAAAUGCAUGGAGUGUUCUGUGUUGGUUUGCAUUACCAUAAAUAACCCAAAUUUCGUCAAAUUAUCAGAUUGUCAUAUUACACCUUGUCCCGCUAAGCCACCGAGCAAUAUGCCGUCUUUGGAAUGUCAUGUUUAUUUACAUUAUUUUAAUAUCUUUUUCAUGGUGCAUGACUUUGCAAUCGGGGAAUUCCCUAGUCCGUUCCAAACCUCCUUCCCUGGGGCGCUAUGAUGGAGCACCUGGAUAUCCUGUCGUCCUACCUGUUCCAGUGUUCUUUCAUAUAUGAUCUGCAGACUUUCCCAUGGAGUGGUCUAAAUUCACCUACAUUAUCAUCUUGUUGGCUGGUAAAGCACGUAAAUGGUAAUGGUAAAUGGUUGGAAUUUAUAAAGCUCCUUCAUCCAAAGCGCUGCGCAAUUGAUGCUUCUCAUUCACCCUUUCAUACACACACUCGCAUACCAAUGAGGAUUGGCUGCCAUGCAAGGCACCAACCAGCUCAUCAGGAGCAUUUAGAGGUUAGGUGUCUUGCUCAGGGACACUUUGACACACCCAGGGCGGAAUCGAACUGGCAACCCUCCGACUGCUAGAGAUCUGCUCUUACCGCCUGAGCCAAUGUUGCCCCUGCACGUGAGUGCGGAACCACUUUUUGGGACUCUAAUACUGACAAAUGUAAUGACUCAGAAAUGGAAAAAGUUCUGACCAGGAGGCUGUGGCUCCUGGGAUUACAUCAAGGGAACAGUUCCGUCUCAGACUUUUCCAUUGAAUUCCGGACUUUGGCAGCCUUAUAUAGUAUACCCACAAACACCACUUUAUUACAUACACAUGUUCAGUAUCUGGCAGGCCUCCUUUCGCUGCCAGAAGAGCCUGAUUUUUUUGUAGAAUGGAUUCAAAAAGGUGCUUGAUUCUGAAGUUGACUUGUUGACUUGUUGACUUGAUUGUAUUUCCCUGGCUAAUCCAAAAAUAUAUUCUGAUCCUGACCACUGCUGCUUUCUUUUGUUUGUUGUUUUGUCUUAGCUGCUGUGCUUUAGCUGCUUUGUUGCCCUGUCCUGUAAAGUGUUAAAUGCAUCUGUCUCGUUUUUUUGUGUUUGUUAC
This is a messenger RNA of Conger conger (European conger), 5101 nucleotides long. Its product is annotated as 4-galactosyl-N-acetylglucosaminide 3-alpha-L-fucosyltransferase 9-like. The record is from RefSeq and is a predicted model, not a curated record. Gene Ontology annotation, cellular component: membrane. Gene Ontology annotation, molecular function: alpha-(1->3)-fucosyltransferase activity. The coding region runs from base 41 to 1270 and encodes 409 amino acids. The transcript is spliced from 2 exons. NCBI's taxonomy places the organism in Eukaryota, Metazoa, Chordata, Actinopteri, Anguilliformes, Congridae.